This is a messenger RNA of Rhizoctonia solani, 423 nucleotides long. RefSeq lists its product as uncharacterized. The record is from RefSeq and is a predicted model, not a curated record. The coding region runs from base 1 to 423 and encodes 140 amino acids. Lineage: Eukaryota; Fungi; Basidiomycota; Agaricomycetes; Cantharellales; Ceratobasidiaceae. The transcript has a single exon.
AUGCUAGGUACUAGACGCAAGGGUUUAGCAUUAGUAUACUACAGAAAAACUGCUCAUAAGUCCUGUCACAGGCACCUUAUUCCUCCAUGCCAUUUUGAAAAUUCCAUCCACACACUCUGGCAUCCCACACCCAUACUCCUGUCCUCCCAGUUGCUCCAGUUGUUGUUCGUGGCAACCAACUCCCAACUGCCCUCUUGCAGCACAUCACCCACUCUGCAAGACCUGCCAGGAAUAGAACCAGAGCUGUCCCUUAGCGCUCUCCUCCAGGCUAUCCAAGCCCUCACAACCCAAGUUGGGUCCCUUCAGGACCAAGUUAAAUCCCAAGGCAAGCAGAUCAUCCAGCUUGUUGCCAUAUGCAGGGAGACCAACAACCUUGUUGGCAACAAGGAUCAGGGAGGAGCCCAAACCAAGCCUGGCCAUUGA